Messenger RNA from Chelmon rostratus (copperband butterflyfish), 1147 nucleotides. RefSeq names its product NADH:ubiquinone oxidoreductase complex assembly factor 2 (gene ndufaf2). The coding region runs from base 85 to 573 and encodes 162 amino acids. Gene Ontology annotation, cellular component: membrane. Gene Ontology annotation, biological process: mitochondrial respiratory chain complex I assembly. NCBI's taxonomy places the organism in Eukaryota, Metazoa, Chordata, Actinopteri, Chaetodontiformes, Chaetodontidae. The record is from RefSeq and is a predicted model, not a curated record. The transcript has 4 exons.
CUUGCAUAAACAGUCCAGUGAGAGGGCAGACAGCUAACUGGGGACACAAAACACAGCCCAAAACCUCCGGGUUUUUCUGUGAAAAUGAGCAGGAUUGCCGGCGUUCUACGGCGUACGUUUGGAUUAGUACGAGAUCACGUCGGGACAGAUCAUCUGGGGAAUAAAUAUUACUUGAUCCCAGAACAGAAGACAUGGACAGGAAGGCUCGUCCGUGCCAAGCGGAUGGUAGUGGCAGCCAAUCCUACAGAAUAUGAAUAUAUAGAGGGCAGCAUACCGAUGGAGUGGGACGCUUGGAUCCGAGGCAAACGGAAGGAGCCCCCCACCAUCGAGGAGCUGCUGAAGAAUGAUGCUUACAGGGACCAGAUCAAAGUGAAGGCCAAAGAAGUGGAGGAGAAAGAUCUGGCCCUACAAGCCAAGGAGUAUGAGGAAGGUCUGGUGGCGACCCCUGCAAAGACUUUGGCCAAGGGCCACGCAGCUAGCACCAGCUUCGGCAAGCAGGAGAUCAGCAAAGACCCCGUCAGCACUGCGAACACAUUCCAGCCUGGCUCCUGGAUGCCUGAUUCCACAAAAUAGCCAGAGACAGCCACAUUCACUGAGACCGCUCUACAACGCAGUGCAAUCCAAAAGAAAAGCCCUGCAAUAAAGACUAACAUGCGAAUCUGUCACUCACUUUCAGUUGAGACUUUGAAAUUUAAUGUUAGGAGCACCUUUCAGUAUAAUGCAAUCCAAGUCAGUAACCGAGGAAGUAUUUAUUUGAAGGAUGUUUUAUUGGACUGCGUUACAUUAUGUAAGGGGCUCUAUUUUUCCACUCCUCAGUAUAUAUUUUAUACACAAAAGACAAUAUCCAUCACUCAUCUUGACCGUACAACUGGCCAUAAGUGACCACAAUGGUUUAAUGUAGCUAAAAGGUUAAUAAAACAAAGAAAAAACAAAUGGUUGUACUUGUAGCAGUCAUUGAGUGUACCAAAUACAAAUACCUGUAUCACGUUGAAGAGAUGUUGUAGGAAAAAUAAAAAUAAAUUCUGUUGAGAUAAAUAUUAAAUGUUUUAAAUUCAAGCUGAUCAGAAAGACCUCAAGUAUUUAGUCAUCAGACAUUCUAAGGAUGAAAAGUAUGACUUGUUGAAGGAGCAUGUGAAAAAGCGCAUCU